AUGCGGACCCUCUCCUCUCUCGCGCGGCGGCCGUCGCCAGUGUUGCUGCUGCUGCUGCUGCUGCUGCCGCCGCCGUGGCCAGUCUGUGCCCAGUUGUCCGCCGCGGCCGCCACCCGGGGAACCCCAGGCGCCCAGGACUGCCCGGAGGCGUGCGCGUGCGCGCCGGGCGGUCAGGCCAACUGCUCGAGGCGCGCGCUACCCGCCGUGCCCGCGGGCCUGAGCCGGCGCGUGCGCGCGCUGCUGCUGGACCAUAACCGCGUGCGCGCGCUGCCGCCCGGCGCCUUCGUGGGCGCUGGCACGCUGCUGCGCCUGGACCUGCGCGAGAACGGGCUGCGCUGGGUGCACGCGCGGGCCUUCUGGAGCUUGGGCGCGCUGCAGCAGCUCGACCUCAGCGGCAACCAGCUGGAGGCGCUGGCGCCCGGCACCUUCUCGCCCUUGCGCGCGCUGCGGUCCCUCUCGCUGGCGGGCAACCGGCUGGCGCGCCUGGAGCCCGCGGCGCUGGGCGCGCUCCCGCUGCUGCUCGCGCUCAGCCUGCAGGACAACGAGCUGUCGGCGCUCGCGCCGGGACUGCUGGCCGGCUUGCCCGCUCUCCGCGCACUGCGUCUGCGCGGCAACCCCUGGGUCUGCGGCUGCGCGCUGCGCCCGCUCUGUUCCUGGCUGCGCAGGCACCCGCGGCCGGCGCCAGAGGCCGAGACGCUGCUUUGCGUGUUGCCAGGGCGACUGACGCUCAGACCCUUGACCGCCUUAACGGACGCCGCCUUCAGCCGCUGCGCGCAGUCGCUCGCCCCGCGGGACCUGGCCGUGGUCUGCGCGCUCGGGCCCGUCUCCUUUCUCGCCAGCCUGGCCGUCUGCCUGGCGCUGGGCUCCGUGCUCACCGCCUGCCGCAUGCGCCGCUGCCGCGCCACCGCCCUCGGCCUGCGGAGGAGAGCGCUGGACCCCGGCCCUGGGAGCCCCGCGGCCGCUGCUCAGGCCUGAGCGGGCCUCGGCUGUUCUCAAAUCUUCCCCCGUCCCCUGCCCUCCUUCACACCCACUGCAGGCGUCAACAAGCGACACAGAAA
This is a messenger RNA of Hyaena hyaena (striped hyena), 1058 nucleotides long. RefSeq names its product leucine rich repeat containing 26 (gene LRRC26). NCBI's taxonomy places the organism in Eukaryota, Metazoa, Chordata, Mammalia, Carnivora, Hyaenidae. The coding region runs from base 1 to 975 and encodes 324 amino acids. Gene Ontology annotation, molecular function: potassium channel activator activity; transmembrane transporter binding; voltage-gated potassium channel activity. The transcript is spliced from 2 exons. The record is from RefSeq and is a predicted model, not a curated record. Gene Ontology annotation, cellular component: voltage-gated potassium channel complex.